UAUACACAGUCAGGUCCAUAAUUAUUUGGACACCAUCGUCAGCAUUCCAGCUGUAAAACACCACAAUGGAUUUUAAUUGCAGACUUUGAGUUUUAGUUAUUUAAUCCCAACCAGGUGAACGGUGUAGAACACAUCGUUUAUGUGCCUUCCAACAUUUAAAGGGACAGUUGACGACUCAGCUGGUAUAUUCAUCUGGAAUCUGCUGAAUCAGUGAAGCAAGCCAUCAAUAAACCCAUCAGAGAGACAUGAGGCCCAAUCAACUGUUUGGUACAUUCUUAAAAAGAGAGAACGCACUGGUGAGUUCAGCGACACCAAAAGACCUGGAAGACCUGGAUGACCUGGAAGACCUGGAAGACCUGGAAGACCUGGAUGACCUGGAAGACCUGGAAGACCUGGAAGACCUGGAAGACCUGGACGACCUGGAAGACCUGGAAGACCUGGAUGACCUGGAAGACCUGGAAGACCUGGAAGACCUGGAAGACCUGGAAGACCUGGAUGACCUGGAAGACCUGGAAGACCUGGAAGACCUGGAAGACCUGGAAGACCUGGAAGACAGACGAAUCCUUUCCCUCGUCAACAAAACCCUUCACAACAGUUCAGAUCAGGAACUCUCUCCAGGAGGUUUCACCACAAGCUGUAAACCAUUAGUGAGCCUCAAAAACAGGAAGGCAAGACGAGUUUGUCAAGAAACAUCUAAAAGAGUCUGUGCAGGGUUUCUUAUGGACAGAUGACAUAAAGAUCAACUUGUACCAGAAUGAUGGAAAGAGAAGAGUAUGUAGAAGGGACUGCUCCAGAUCAGCAUGGUGCUGGUGUAAUGGUGUGGAACUGGAUCUCUUAUAUUUAUUGAUGAUGUGACUGCUGACAAAGUGUUUCAGGCAAUAUUAUCUGCUCAUUGGAGGCACUUCACAAGGCAGAUGGACAAUGACCCGAAGCCAGGGACCAAGCCCAGCGUCUGGUGAUGUCUAUGGGUUCAGACUUCAGGCUGUCAUUGACUGCAAAGUAUUAAAAAGUGACAAUUUGAUUUAUGAUUAUGUUAGUUUGUCCAAUUA
Molecule: messenger RNA, 1049 nt
Organism: Scomber scombrus (Atlantic mackerel)
Lineage: Eukaryota; Metazoa; Chordata; Actinopteri; Scombriformes; Scombridae
Product: MATH and LRR domain-containing protein PFE0570w
Exons: 1
Coding region: 246-731 (161 amino acids)
Source: RefSeq, a predicted model, not a curated record